AUGAUGAACGAAGAGGAAGAGAUGACCGCGGAACAAAUGCGGGUAUGGCUGCAGAGUCAGCUUCAACAGACCGGCGAACCGGGCGACUUCCAAGAAAUCAACGGUCUUUCAAAGUUCAAUACAUUUGAAGAAACAUUUUUUUUAAAGCCACCUUAGAACUUUAUUGCGUAUCAUCGGUUACGGUUAUAAUUUUUUUUUGAAGAAGAAUGUACGCUAAAUGUUGAAAGAAAAAAAUAUUUCGCGUUACUACAAGAAGUGUACGACAUUACUUUAAUUUUUCUUUGACUCUAAAACUUUUCAAAGAGGAUAUUUGACCAUGUCAGUUCCCAUGCACCUCCUUCAACUUAGGCUCUGCAGGUCGAUGGGAGCUGGUGGCACGGAGAUUUGGUGUCGCCUACGUCACCCUGGGCGUUUGUGCCGUCAUCUUCAACACCUUCAUUUUGGCGUGUCUUCUAGCCCGAAGAAGAAUCUUGUUUUCCCACGUCUUCUACGUCAUCGUCCUCAACUUCACUCUCAUUGACGUCAUUAAAGGUUGAAUUUUCCAAGUUUUGACCUCGGUCAUUCCUUCAGGGAUCAGCUCGAUUCUUUUCGCGCUCAAGCUUCUCACCUCAAACAUGUCGAUAGAAGCAUCGAUGUGGACCGUCCGGGUCGACCAGUACAGCGGGGUUUUACUCAGGUGCCGUGAUUUUUUUUUCAAUAGUCAGGAAACAAGUCAAAACACUUUCUCGAAAAGUGAUCUCAUUUUCGGGUUUUAAAAGCCCCUGAAAGACCUUAAACACAGUCUCUGUAAUUCUUAAAAGCAAAAAGUACAAAAAAACGUUUUGGAUAUCGAUUAGACUUCCCCCGGAACCGUGCACCAUCAAAAAUGCGGACGCAACUUUUUGAGUCAUUUCCUCUUGAAGCCAGGUUACGGUGGGCAGAAAGGCACAUGCGUAUCUGAAGAAUUGUGAGUUUUUCAGGACUUUUAACGAAAAAUCAAGGCUUCAUUUUACAAAAUGGAUUUUUGUUUUCUGUACUAGGAAAAAGAGAAAACUGUCUUUCAAACUUACUAAUAUAAAUUUUCAGAUUCACCAACUUGGCCACGAUUCUGAACGUUUUACUGAUCACCAUGAACGAGUUCAUUUUCAUCUGCUACCCACUGAGAUACACGAUUCUCGUGACCAGGUUGGUCCUUUCAAGUUUCCUUUCUAGCUUGGACGUUAAGAAAGCGCGUUAUGCUGGCCAUCGUCGGUUGCUGGGUUCUGUCGGCGGCGUUGACCUUGGUCAACAUGUUGGCCAGCAGCCAACACCGCAGCGUCAUGAUCGACACGGACUGCAUCUUCAGUGAGCUCUGCGAGAGGGACGAGGUCGCAGACGUCUCUUCUUUCAGGAAGCGACAAUUCGACCUCGCUCUGUGUUCAACACCAGCCCACGUCUUCUUCGCACCACGUCGUCUUCCAUCUCGCGCUCCUCGCCUUCUGCAUUCUGUGUCUCGCAGCUACAGCUUCCUGCUAUGUUUUCCUUUUUAGGUGGGAGUUGGGCCAGACUUGAAAAAGUGUUUCAAGGUAUCUGACAUCUGCAGUGUGACUAACGAGGAAGACUAUAUCUGCCAAAUUUUUGAGAUAUAUUUACCAAUGAUAUUUGAAUCGAAAUCCAAAUCAAUUCAUUUUUAUCAAACUUCAGAACUUUCUAAAAAGCUUUUGUUUCAGCACAAGAAGUUCCUAAAACUUAGAUGACCUAACUUCUUGAUCCUUUUUCAGACUGGUCUCCUCAAUGGUCAAAGCCGACGUGAAGAAUCAAGCAGAGUUUGAACUUCUAAAGGAAGGUUUGCAACUUGAAGACUCUAGAAGACUUCAGCCACUUCUCUCAGACUCGAGCUCCCAUCGGAAGCAAGUCGUCCGGAGGUACAAGUACGUGGUGAUCAUCGGCAGCGUGAUCGUCGUCUACUCUGCCUACCUGUCUGCCUACGCCAUCAUUCAGGGCCUACAGCUCGUGAACAUAUCAAGGUUUGACUUUUCCAGAAAAAAAAAGACUCCAAACGCUUUUGAGCUUUCCUAAUCAUUCCGUCUCUUCUUUUUCUGACUUUUUUUUUUAGGUUUUUCAGCGCAUAAUGAUUUUAUUCAUUCUGAAUAUUAUGCAUAUUUUGAAAAAGAAUUUCAGAAACGAGAUCUCGCGCAAAGGAUUCGUCUACACCAAGUACGUCUGCUACCUUUUCGUGGCGUUCCACUCGCUUCUGCAGCCUCUGUGUUUUCUGCGGAUGCGCGAGUUCCGCAACGUCAUUCACAGGUCUGUCCAGCUGUUGCCACACCGAAAAUCUCUCUUCUCAGGACGAUGUGCUCGGCUUUCCGACGAGAAUCAGUUCUGUCGACGGACUUCACAUGUAAACGGCCUUCCUCCCAGCCAACUGACAUAUGA
Messenger RNA from Caenorhabditis auriculariae, 2394 nucleotides. The record is from the annotation of a GenBank genome assembly. NCBI's taxonomy places the organism in Eukaryota, Metazoa, Nematoda, Chromadorea, Rhabditida, Rhabditidae.